This is a messenger RNA of Clunio marinus, 951 nucleotides long. Lineage: Eukaryota; Metazoa; Arthropoda; Insecta; Diptera; Chironomidae. The record is from the annotation of a GenBank genome assembly.
AUGUCUUUGAUAACUUUACACAGAAAGUGUUCAAUUGCUUACGAAAAUCGUCUUUGUUCGUUUGCUGCCUUUAUCACAUUGUGUGUUCUCUUAAUGGCAGUAAUUUCUCCUUUUGUUUGGAUUUACAAAAGCAACAGCGAUAAGUUUUCUAGAAAUAAUGAUUUCAUCAUCUUCAGUCAACCAGUUAUUAAGUUCAAGUACAAAUUUAUUUUGUUAGCUGAAAAUUCAAUGGAUAAUGAAGAGAAAGUUAUUAUGUGCAGUUCAUUUGAUCUUUUGAACAAUGAACAUCAAGGCGAAAAUUGCGCAAAACUUAAAGUAGUCGAGAAAGAUGAAAACUACGAUGGAGUUCCAGAUGAGAUUCAACUUUCAGUAGAGCUCCACACAACCCACAAAUACGGUAUUAAGAUGUUGUCGUUGGUGGCAUUCUUUGACGGUUUUGUGUACGACCAAUGCCUGUUUAACAUUCCAACUGCAAUCGUUGUCAUUCAAAAGCCAUUUGUCAACUUGUAUAAUCGAAAAAUUCUCAUCAGUGGAUCAUUUCAACCUUACCAGAAUCAAGCUUUGCAAUGUCCAUUCUUACUGAGAAGGGUCAGGUCGCAUUUCUUCUAUGAAAGAAUCAACGAAAAUCAGACAAAUCUUGACGAGUUUCAUUUUGAGAACAUCAAGGAAAAUUUGGAAAGGAAUCCAAUCUUCUUUUACUUUCAAGAAUCUUCUACAGAGUUACAGGAAAUUGAAGAAGAUAAAACAAUUGUCAGGAUAAAAAUAAACAUCCCAGAAAUUCCAAUUCGUUAUAGAAAAACUUUUUGGCAGCUCGUCAAUGAUCUGUGGAUUAAUUAUAUUGCGAUUUUUCUCAUCACUCUCACUGUUUAUAAAUUCAUUUUAAAUUAUCUCUUUGAGAAUCGAUAUCUUAGAGCACUCAAAAGAAAUCAUUUGCUUAAGAAGGAAUAUUGA